AUGGUUAGAACAACAGACCACUCAAUAGAGUUGGAACGUUUAGAACAGGAGGAGUUUAUGCAUUUGUUUGAAGCAUGUGUUUUUGGUGAGAGAACAGCACCAUGGCAAGAUCAUAACGAACUGCUUGACACUGGGAAAAAUAUAAUUAGCAAAUUGAAGGGUUUUCCACUUGCAGCAAAAACUGUUGAUUGCUCUCAUGAAAGACUAAGAGAGAUCCCUCCCGAUGUUCGUCACUUGUCUAUGAUUAUGGGUGGUGUAGAGGAAGAUCUAUCAAUAUGUGAUGUGGGAAAGCUUCAGAAUCUCCAAGAGUUGAGAAGAUUUGGAGUGAAAAGAGAGAAAAGUGGUUUUGAAUUAAAGCAGCUGGGACAUUUGAGAGAGCUCAGUGGAUCACUUAUUAUUUGUAAUCUUGAGAAGAUACAAGUGAAAGAAGAAGCAGAUGAAGUGAAUUUGUCAUCAAAAGAUUGCUUAAAGAAGCUAACAUUAGAAUGGGACAUUCACAGAUCGAAUAGCAAUGAGGAUCCUGUCAAAGAGGAUCAUAUUCUUAAUGUUCUUCGGCCUCAGGACAAUCUCCAAGAGUUAUGCAUCAGAGGGCACAGAGGCCAUAGUUGCCCACCUUGGCUUGGUCACAAACUUUCAGUAAAAAACUUACGAUCCCUUCAUCUGGAUGCUGUCGAUUGGGCUGUCUUGCCACCACUGGGGGAGUUGUGGCUUCCUAAUGAACCUGGGCAGGAAUAUCCUCAUUCUAUCGGAGAACAACGCUUUCACAACUUAAAAACUCUAGAGCUUGUUGGACUCGUAAGAUUGAAAAGAUGGGUUCACAAUGACACAUAUCUCCUAUUCUCCCUUCUUGAAACUUUCAUCAUCAGAGAUUGCCCACAGCUGGUAGAGUUGCCAGUUUUGCAAUAUGUUAGUCAGAAAUUUAAGCAAGAUAUGAAGAACAACCUGUUUCCUAAGAUACAAGAGCUUAGAAUUGCUGACUGCCCAAAAUUGGAGUCCCUACCAGCUAUUCCAUGGACUGAUACUUUGCACACUGUUGACAUAAAAAAUGUGGGAUCAAGUUUGGAACAGUUAGUUUACUCCACAAAAAGUUCAUCAUCUGGCCUAACGGUGGAGAUAAAAGAAAAUCAUCAUCUGCAAUGCCUUGAUGAGAUGGUGGCCUUUCAUAAUUUAAGUAAAAUACUUGAGUUGGAGGUCUCAAAAGGUCCACCUUUGAUGUAUAAGCACCUCCAUGGGUUAACCUCACUGAAGACACUCAAGAUAAUUGAUUCAAGUAAUGUAGUGCAGCUUUUAGGUGGACCAGGAGAUGCAAACCACCUGCUCCCUGUGGAACGUCUUGAGAUUCAGAACUCUAAUGCUAAUGGGAAGGAAUUGACCCAAUUGCUAUUGCAACUGCCUAAUCUCUCCUUCUUCAGGAUGUCGUCUUGUCGGAACAUAACUAGGCUGGGUGUGAUGGAGGAGCUGGCAGCAGUUGAACCAACAUCAAUGUCGUCGUCAUCAAGGAUUGAAACAGGACCACAACUACAGAUGGAAGAAGUGGGUGAUGAGGUAGGGCUGAUGUUAUUCCCACAACAUCUCUCCACUUCUCUGCGUGAAUUAGAUAUUACCAUGAACCCAGAACUGAGCCUGAUGGCUUCCUUCCCGCCUCAAAAUAGCUCCAGACCAGGAGGAGGUCUCCAUGGUCUGCACUCCCUGCAAUAUUUGUUCAUAAGAGGGUGCCCCAAAUUCCUCUCGGCCUACUCCUCAUCAUCCUCUUAUUGCUGCCCGUUUCCAUCUACUCUGGAUCGCCUCAGAAUUGAGGAUGUUGAGGACAUGCAUACAUUGGUGCCCCUUGCAAACCUGACCAGUCUCACCUAUUUAUUCAUAGAGAAUUGUGGAAAGGAUUUAAGUGGGGAAGGCUUAUGGAGUCUCGUCACUCAAGGCCGUCUCACCCAUCUGUGUGUUUAUCGCAGCCCAAAUUUCUUCGACAAUUCGGUGUCUUGGAUAGUAGCAACAGAAUCUGAACAAGAAGAGCUUCGUGCAUACUGCAAAAUUGAUAUGCUCCGGACAGAUGAUAUUGCAGGUGUCCUUGUUGCACCUAUCUGCAGACUCUUUUCUUCUUCGCUUGUUGAGCUAGCCCUAUCUUCAAACAAAGAGAUCGUGUGCUUGACAAAAGAGCAAGAGAAGGCCCUUCAACUCAUCACCUCCCUCCAUGUACUCUGCUUUUUUAACAAUGAGAGGCUGCAGUUUCUCCCUGCUGACCUUCAUGGACUGCACAAUCUCAAGACAUUGGAAAUUUUGAGAUGUCCAGCCAUCAGGUCUCUGCCAAAGUAUGCCUUUCCAAACUCUCUUCAGAAAAUAGAUGUUGAUCAUCUCUGCAGUGAGGAGCUACAACAUCAGCUCAUUUUGUUGGAAGGGGUCACAAUAAAUAUAGAACAGCCACUUAAUUUAUAA
Molecule: messenger RNA, 2430 nt
Organism: Oryza brachyantha (malo sina)
Lineage: Eukaryota; Viridiplantae; Streptophyta; Magnoliopsida; Poales; Poaceae
Exons: 3
Coding region: 1-2430 (809 amino acids)
Source: RefSeq, a predicted model, not a curated record